AUGUCUUCUCUGCCCAUAUUUAUUGGGAGUGAGGGUCUUGAAAACCACUGCAAUCUCGCCGAACAAGUUAACAGACCAGUCGAGACCCUGGCUCGGAUAGUCCUGCCUAAUGGCAGUCAGAGCAGCCGACGACAACCAAGCAACUUGAAAUCAUCGAAUUGGUCGUCAUGUUCACCCACUUUGCCUUUUUUCUCUCAAUUUUGCGUCGAGCCAGUGGCCGGAAUUCAAUUUCCCGGUCUUAAGAAUGGUGUGAUUGAGGUGAUCGAGACCGGUGAUGUACUCCAAGAGUGCCGGGUCACGCCGAACACUUUGCCUUUGGAAUACGCUUAUCACUGGCUCGACUCGGGCGGACGUAUCGUCUCAAACAGCGCUUUACUUCACAAAGAAUACCUGCUCCGAGCGCGAGAUGAGGGCAUCUUCACUUGUGUUGCCGUGCCUACGAAACCCGGAGCUCUGAGAGUCGAGAGGCAGGUCAACCUUGUUGUUUCACGUAAGCUGAAAACUCGAUCAAGCUGCACACACACGCAUAGCAUCCUUUUUCUAUUUGUUGGCUGGCAAGAGAAACAUUUGUUGAGAUCAUUUUAA
This is a messenger RNA of Protopolystoma xenopodis, 585 nucleotides long. The record is from the annotation of a GenBank genome assembly. Lineage: Eukaryota; Metazoa; Platyhelminthes; Monogenea; Polystomatidea; Polystomatidae.